Molecule: messenger RNA, 1555 nt
Organism: Contarinia nasturtii (swede midge)
Lineage: Eukaryota; Metazoa; Arthropoda; Insecta; Diptera; Cecidomyiidae
Gene: Nthl1
Product: endonuclease III-like protein 1
Exons: 2
Coding region: 76-1287 (403 amino acids)
Biological process (GO): nucleotide-excision repair; base-excision repair, AP site formation; base-excision repair
Cellular component (GO): nucleus
Molecular function (GO): DNA-(apurinic or apyrimidinic site) endonuclease activity; 4 iron, 4 sulfur cluster binding; oxidized pyrimidine nucleobase lesion DNA N-glycosylase activity
Source: RefSeq, a predicted model, not a curated record
AUUGACAGUUCGUUCGUAAACUAGUUUGAAAGGAAUCAAGUCAUAGUAUACAUUGUAAGGAAUCGUAUCGUUCGCAUGUUUGUGUUCAAAAUGAGUCGAAAAGUAAAUUUGUCGAAAAUAGCUACUAAAAAUCUCAAAAAUGCGGCUGCAAUAGUUGAAUCAACGGAAAGUUCAUUGGUGGCUCAAUCUUCAACACUGUCACCAUAUUUUUCACCGAUCGCUGGACGAACCAGAAACAAUCGUAAAAACGUUGAAAAUGCAACAGUCGCUGGUUUCAAAUCAAAGUCAAAUGAAACUAACGUAACAUCAUCAUCGUCAUCAUCAUCAUCUGAAUUGGUUGCAAAGAUAAAGAAAAAUCAAUCCAUCGAGCCAAAAGGUGCGACGAGAAAACACAUAAAAGUUGAAUACGAUGAAAAUGAAAAGGUGGUCGAAGUGAAGAAUGAAGUUAAAGAAGAGCCGAUUAAAAAACAAAGUAAAAAACGUGCACCCAACAAUGGUAAAAGCGCCGGCAAAGUCAAAGACGAGCCAAUUUUCAAAACUGAAACCGAUACCAGUGAAGAAUCAACAUCACCAGUGAAACAAGUAAAAUGGGAACCAAACAAUUGGCGUCAAUUGCUUGCCAAUAUACGUGAAAUGCGUAAGGAACGUAAUGCUCCAGUUGACACAAUGGGCUGUGAUAAAUGCUAUGAUGAACAUUCCGAUGAAAAAACCAAGCGAUUCCAUCAUCUAGUUGCAUUGAUGUUAUCAAGUCAAACAAAGGAUUCUGUUACCUAUGAGGCCAUGAGUCGUCUGAAACGCCAUGGUUUAACUCCGGAAAAAAUGAUUGCAACUAGCACGAGCGAAUUGGAACAAUUAUUAUAUCCCGUUGGUUUUUACAAGACAAAAGCCAAGAAUAUUCAGAAAACAUCACAAGUAUUGAUUGAUAAAUUUGGUUCGGACAUUCCCAAUUCGCUGGAGGGUCUUGUUAGCCUACCGGGUAUUGGACCCAAAUGUGCGCAUAUUUGUAUGCGUGUUGCAUGGAAUAUUGUCACUGGCAUCGGAGUCGACACUCAUGUUCAUCGUAUUGCGAAUCGUUUGAAAUGGGUGCCAAAAGAAACAAAAGAACCGGAACAAACACGCAUCGCAUUGGAAAAAUGGUUGCCAUAUGAGGAUUGGACAGAUGUCAAUGAGUUACUUGUUGGAUUCGGCCAAUCCAUUUGUACUCCCACGAAUCCAAGAUGCAGUGAAUGCCUGAAUGCCUCGAUUUGUCCAGCAAGCAGCGUGAAGAAGACCAAGAAGAACGUCUAAUUUAACAUACUCCAUGGCAUUGGUUGCUGUUGUCAGUUUUUGUGAUUGUGGAAACCAUAUAGUAUUAAAAAAAAGUUAACGAUUUAUAUCAAAAAAUAGUGUUCUCUGUGUUUCUGCACAUUAUAUAAUAAGUUCGAUUUCUUUAUUAUCAAAUAAAUUCAAAACUUCAGAUAACUGUCAUUAAACUAUGCAAUUUAAAUAUGGAAGGAUCAAUUUUGUAAUGAUAACAAUUAAAAAAAAUAAAAUAAAUAGAAUACACCGGUUAUUA